Molecule: messenger RNA, 645 nt
Organism: Acipenser ruthenus (sterlet)
Lineage: Eukaryota; Metazoa; Chordata; Actinopteri; Acipenseriformes; Acipenseridae
Product: meiosis expressed gene 1 protein homolog
Exons: 3
Coding region: 120-401 (93 amino acids)
Cellular component (GO): nucleus
Source: RefSeq, a predicted model, not a curated record
GAGACUAUUGUACAACGGUGUCAUAACAACCGUAAAAAGCUUUCUGUUCGGGCAAUAAUAAUUUGGUGUGUUUCUUCAAACUGAACUGAAAAUAAAGUACCAAUCAUCUUUUAGAAAAAAUGUCUUUUGAUGCCCAAGGUGAUGCUGGUUCAAAACCAAAAUCUGUAAGCCGUGCAAAACAGUGGAAUGAUGAGGUGGAAAAUCUCUACAGAUUUCAACAGGCUGGCUACAGAGAUGAAUUAGAAUACAAACAAGUGAAGCAAGUGGAUUUGGUUGAUCGUUGGCCAGAAACAGGAUUUGUGAAGAAACUCCAACGGCGAGACAACACUUUCUACUACUACAACAGAAAAAGAGAAUGUGAAGAUAAAGAAGUCAAUAAAGUGAAAAUGUAUGCUUACUAAAUACAAACAUUGACCUUUUUAAAAUAUAUAUUUAAAUGUACAAUGCACAAUUUGGGGAAAUUAAAUCUAAUAUUUAGAAUGGUUUUUUUUUGUCAGUAUUAUUUGGACAAAACUUUUGGAAACAAAGCUGUCUCUUAGAAACAUGGAAGUGCUAGAAAUACAGAAAAAUAUUUACACCCAAAUAAUAAUAAUAAUAAAAAAACACUGUUAAAAUAAAUAUCAAAGUACAUUAUUUUGCUUUAAU